GAGACAGCAUUCAGUGCACGAACCUCUCUGAACAAGACAAGCCAUGAGCGCUUCCCUCCUGCUUUUCCUACCCUCUGUUCAAGGAUACUAACCUGGGAUUGUACUGUACUACCACUCCAUGACGACCUACUUCUUGAAGAUACACUCUGAGCUGCAUAUGCACUCCAAUACUGAACUUAUGUCAAGUUUAUGAAGCUCUAAGAAACUUCAGUCUGGCAGUUGUUAUAGCAUAUAUAGAUAUUAAUAAUAACUUUAUUGCAUUGGAAUUUCUCAUUGAAUUUGACUCUUUAUGGAUUGGAUUGUCAUGAAGAUUUUUUGCACGUUAAAUUGCCUUUGAGAUUCGGUAUACAGGACGCAUUGGACCAAUACCAGGACUUUGAGUGGAUCACUACCAGCUUCCAUGAGUUUGGAUUGUUCCAUGCAGACUUGAGCUGGUGGUGGUUCGGGUGAUUUAAAGUGAGAUCUUUUCAAGGUAUGGUUCUGGACUCAUUGCGCUCAGGAGCGACUCCAAGGCUCCUACAGUCUUCAUAUUUCUUAUUGGGUGUAAAACUGACACUGGAUGGAGAUGAGAACCAUAUUCUGCUGGUUUCUGGUCUUAUUUUCGACCCUUCUGCUGGCAACUGCUGAGAAGGAAUUCCCAAUCCCUCAAGAUUUCAUAGACAGACUGUCGCACAGUGAAAUCAACAGCAUCAGCGACCUCCAGCGGCUACUGGAGGUAAAUUCCCCAGGUCCUGGAAAUGAGGUGAUUGAGGAGGUCAAACAGAGACACCAUCAGAAGAAUCAUCACCCAUAUCAGAUGGACUCCUCAGAUCUGAAGAGUCACCAGCUGUCUCACAGACGGAAGAGGAGCGUUGUAGAGGAGGCGGUGCCAGCCACGUGCAAGACACGAACAGUGAUCUACGAGAUCCCCCGCAGUCAAGUGGAUCCCACUUCUGCAAACUUCCUAAUAUGGCCUUCGUGUGUGGAGGUGAAACGCUGUACAGGCUGCUGUAACACCAGCAACAUGUGCUGUCACCCCUCCAAAAAACACCACCGCACAGUUAAGGUGGCAAAAGUAGAGUUUGCAUCACGUAAGAAAACAAAAUUGAAAGAGGUGCUCGUCAGGUUAGAAGACCACCUGGAAUGCGUGUGCACGUCACAGCAUCAAGUCAUGGAGCAUGUGGAAGCAGACACAGCUGUAUUUCCAGGCCCACGCAAAGUUAAAAAUGGUAAAAAAUGGAAACGCAGAAGGCAAGCAGUGGCAGCACAGGUCAACAAGGAUAUUCAAUAAAAGGCAGAUAUUUCCUAACUCUCAGUGGACCAAAAUAUCCUGCAGUGGACAUGAGGUGAAACCACAUUAAACAAGUCAUUAAAGGACAACAGCGGUUUUAUAGUGCGCCAACAGCACUGGGACUUUGACCUCUGAACUCUGACCCAUUGUUGUUAAAAAAAAAGAGACUGUAUCCACAGGGACUUCAUACAAACCCAACGCCAAAGGUGCUUUUUACUUUCUCAGAAGUACUCUGUCAAACACUGAAGACAAACAAGAUUGGUAUUCAGUUAAUUAUUAAGUGGUAGUACACUGGGCAGAAACAAAACUGAAAUGGAAGAUGUUUGCUUCGUUUCUCUGUUGUUCAUGUAUAUGAUUCUCGUAAAGGUCAAGAUGAGGUGAAAUCCUUUUGGAGAACACUAAGUUUGUAGAGACUAUAAACUUCACAUGCUUUGGCUUGGAUCUGCUCAAGAAAGACUAUAGAUGCCUAUGAGGAAUGGACUUGACAAACUCACAAGGCUCUAGUAAUUUAAAACGCGGAAGGAUAUAAAGGGAUGUUUGGGCAAGCACGAAUGUGUUGUCAACUUUGCUAAAUGGAAGAGGCUAUUUUCUGUUUUUCUACAACCCAACCUUGGUCCACUUGUGUCCAAAGUAUUUACAUUGUUAUUUCAAUGUGCCUCUAGAUGUUUUUGUCCUUCUGAAGAGUUAAGCUGCCUGUCCAUGAACAGAGAAAGACUCGAGAAUAAAGAAGACAAAGUGUAAUGCAGUAAUUAUGCCAGAAUAAAGUAUUUAUGU
Messenger RNA from Xyrauchen texanus (razorback sucker), 2044 nucleotides. Its product is annotated as platelet-derived growth factor subunit A-like. The record is from RefSeq and is a predicted model, not a curated record. Bases 560 to 1270 code for a protein of 236 amino acids. Gene Ontology annotation, molecular function: platelet-derived growth factor receptor binding; growth factor activity. The transcript has 7 exons. Lineage: Eukaryota; Metazoa; Chordata; Actinopteri; Cypriniformes; Catostomidae. Gene Ontology annotation, cellular component: membrane. Gene Ontology annotation, biological process: positive regulation of cell migration; positive regulation of phosphatidylinositol 3-kinase/protein kinase B signal transduction; positive regulation of cell population proliferation.